UCAACUUCAAGGUUUACUAAUGAAGGUCUUCUUAAUUGCUUAGAAGAUGUCCUUCUAGUCCUUUAUAAAUACCCUUUCAAUCCAUCAAUAUAACUCAAAAACUUUGAGAGAAAAACAAGGAGAAAUAGAAAUAGAAAGAGAAAGUGAAAGAGAUGACUCAAACAACACCAAAUCACACACAAAGUGUAGCAGGAUGGGCAGCUUUGGAGCAGAAUGGAAAGAUAACUCCAUAUGUUUUCAAGAGAAGGGAAAAUGGACCAGAUGAUGUUACUAUAAAGGUACUGUUUUGUGGGAUGUGUCAUACUGAUCUACAUCAUCUUAGAAAUGACUGGGGCAUCACCUUCUAUCCUCUUGUUCCUGGGCAUGAGAUAACCGGCUUGAUCACAAAGGUCGGGAGUAAUGUGAGCGAGUUCAAGGUCGGUGACCGUGUUGGCGUGGGUUGCCUAGCCGCAUCCUGCCUCAACUGCGAGUUUUGCAAUGACUCACAAGAGAACUAUUGCGAGCAGGUCCAGUUCACCUACGGUGGCAUCUUCUGGGAUGGCAGCAUUACCUAUGGCGGAUACUCUGAGAUGUUAGUUGCUCACAAAAGGUAUGUUGUUCAUGUCCCUGAUGGCCUGCCAAUGGAUGGGGCAGCUCCGCUGCUAUGUGCUGGGAUCACAGUAUACAGCCCAAUGAAACAGCACAACAUGAUGCAGCCUGGGAAGAAGCUUGGGGUAGUCGGCCUCGGCGGCCUUGGGCAUGUGGCGAUCAAGUUUGCUAAAGCCGUUGGAUUGCAUGUCACUGUGAUCAGCACAUCACCUUCUAAGGAAAAAGAGGCCAAGGAUCGGCUUGGUGCCGAUGAAUUCCUCCUCAGCACCGAUGUUAAACAAAUGAGGGCUCAUUCAAGAACUUUGGACUUCAUCAUAGACACUGUAGCUGCAAAACAUUCACUAGGGCCGAUCUUAGAUUUGCUAAAAGUGAAAGGUAAUCUGGUGCUGGUUGGUGCCCCAGACAAGCCCGUCGACCUCCCCUCCUUCCCGCUGAUCUUUGGUAAAAGGAUGGUCUCAGGAAGCAUGACAGGAGGGAUGAAGGAGACGCAAGAGAUGAUGAAUUUCUGUGCAAAACACAACAUCACCUGUGACAUCGAACUCGUGAAACCAGAUAACAUCAAUGAGGCAAUGGAUAGACUUGCACGGAAUGAUGUUCGUUACCGCUUCGUGAUUGAUAUCACUGCUGCCAAAUCUUCCCUUUAAUUGGUGCAUUGUAGAACAUCAAUCAUUUCUGUUGUUCAGUGUUGUUUUCUUCUCUUGUUUAUGAACUUCUAGUUUCUCUUUAUCAAUGAUAUGACAAAUAUCAGAGGUA
Molecule: messenger RNA, 1341 nt
Organism: Dioscorea cayenensis subsp. rotundata (Guinea yam)
Lineage: Eukaryota; Viridiplantae; Streptophyta; Magnoliopsida; Dioscoreales; Dioscoreaceae
Product: probable cinnamyl alcohol dehydrogenase 6
Exons: 6
Coding region: 153-1232 (359 amino acids)
Biological process (GO): lignin biosynthetic process
Molecular function (GO): zinc ion binding; cinnamyl-alcohol dehydrogenase activity
Source: RefSeq, a predicted model, not a curated record